Molecule: messenger RNA, 1401 nt
Organism: Marmota flaviventris (yellow-bellied marmot)
Lineage: Eukaryota; Metazoa; Chordata; Mammalia; Rodentia; Sciuridae
Gene: Rbm48
Product: RNA binding motif protein 48
Cellular component (GO): nucleoplasm
Molecular function (GO): nucleic acid binding
Source: RefSeq, a predicted model, not a curated record
UGUCCUCACUGCAAUGACCAAAGCAGGCAAGAUGGCGUCGAGUGAUGGGAAGCUUGGGAGUUUAUUCGACCACCACGUCCAGAGGGUGGUUUGCGACACGCGGGCCAAAUAUCGGGAGGGUAGACGGCCUCGCGCUGUCAAGGUGUAUACAAUCAAUUUGGAAUCUCGGUACUUAUUAAUACAAGGAGUUCCUGCAGUGGGAGCAAUGAAGGAAUUAGUUGAGCGACUUGCUCUAUAUGGUGCAAUUGAAGAAUAUAAUGCUCUAGAUGAAUAUCCAGCAGAAGAUUUUACAGAAGUUUACCUUAUUAAAUUUAUGAAUUUACAAAGUGCAAGGAUAGCCAAGAGAAAAAUGGAUGAACAGAGUUUCUUUGGUGGAUUGCUUCAUGUGUGCUAUGCUCCAGAAUUUGAGACAGUUGAAGAAACCAGAAAAAAAUUAGAAGAGAGAAAGGCUUACAUAGCAAGAACUACUAAAAAUAAAGAGUAUUACUUGACAAAGAAGAAACUGGUUCCAGAGCAUAAAAACACACGAGAUUUUAGACAAGACUUAAACUCGGACAUGUCUGGAUUUUGUGCAGCUGCUUCGAAUGCUUCCAAUGGGAACUCAAAUCCUUGUCUUCCUUAUUCUUGUGAAUUGCCUUUAUGUUAUUUUGCUUCAAACUGUACUUGUUCAUCUGGGGAGCAUGUGAAUAAAGCAUCGAACUUCUAUAAGGAUGGUAGGAACCAUAAUGAAACAGUGAAGCAUUGUAACCACAGUGACUCUUUGCAAAAUAUGAACACUUUCAAAAAUUCAGUACCUUACUCUGGUACACAGAAGGCUCUAAUUCCUCCUUCAGGGUCAAUUGACAGGUUUAUGCCUAGGACAACAAAACUGCAGGAGCGGAAAAGAAGAAGGGAAGAUGAUCGUAAACUUGGAACUUUUCUUGAAACAAACAGUAAUGAGGUUAUGAUUGGACCCAAGUUACCAGACAUACCUAAAGUGGACCUUCAGGAUGACUCUCUGAAUACAACGGCGAACUUAAUUCGGAAUAAACUUAAAGAGGUAAUUUCAUCUGUGCCAAAGCCUCCAGAAGAUAAGUUGGAAGAUGUGCCUGCAAGUCGUCCAUUAAAACAAAGAAGAAGAAUAUAAAUUGCCAGCAGCAAUUUAGUAUUUUCUAAAGAGAAUAUUUAUUUUAUUUUUAGUCUUUUAAUUCUUUAAAAAGUUUUAUUGCUGGUAUUUUUUAAUGUACACUUUUUUGUUAUUUCAUUCAAACUAUUAUCCAAAUACAGUUUCAUCUUUGACAUAUACUUAAUAUUGCAAAAAUGUAUCUUUCCUAUAACAUUCUCAUGUUACAAUAACCAUAUGUAAAUCAAUUGAAGCAAAUAUGGUAACUUUAUAAUACAAAUAAAGUUAAGCAACCAGGA